AUGAAGACUUCGACGGGGUUGGUCGCCGUCGGCGCGUACACCGUGGGUGCACUCGUGGCGUACAGGGUGCUGAAGAGCGCGCGCGACGCCGACGCCGACUCCGUGGCGCAUUGGCUCGCGUCGGGCGUCAGAAAGUCCGGCACCACGUCAUUUCUGCGUCAGCUCCGAGAGGCGUUCGGGGUGGGCGCCUCGGCGGACGCGGACGAUGCGAACGGUGGGACGAUGCGACGCCGAGGGGACGCAAACGAGCUCGAGGUACCGUUCGUCGAUGGAGUCGAGGACCGACCGGCGGCCGAGCGCGCGGAGGAUGCGAGCGCGGCGCGGGGGGUCGGGGCGCCGUUGAGCAUCCGGACGAAACCGAGGGCUGGUGCCAAUUCCGCCGAUGCGCCUCCAAUUGGACCCCGAUGGGACGGGACGCCGGUGCCGGAGGACUUCCUCUGCCCCGUCGGCCGCCACAUCAUGCACGAUCCGGUCGUGUGCGGGUGCAUGCCCACGUGCGGCGCCACGUUCGAUCGCGCGAACGUGUCGCGAUGGAUCGACUCGGCGAACGGAGGAACCUGCCCAAACACCGGCAGGGAGCUGCGCAGGGCGCAGCUCUUCCCCAAUCGGACUCUGCGUGGUCUCAUCGAGGAAUGGAGCGAGACUCACGGAGUGCCUGACGACGCGGCGGCGCCCGAGGACGUGGUCAAGUACGAGGAUCCGCCCUUGGAGGUGGGGCAGAACGCCGCGCGGAGACGGAGGCUCAUCGAGAGCGACGACGACGACGACGACGACGACGACGACGAAGCCUGGGAACAAAUCGAGAACAUUUUCCGAGAACAGGGUCCCGAACAGUUUCCCAUCGCGCGGGCGUAUCAGAGCAUGAACGAAGAGGACGUGACCGAAUCUCGUCCCGGUAUCGUGGCGCGCGACAUACGGAGCGAUCUCGAGCUUAGGGGAUUCGACAUCUCCCCGACUUUCGAGUCUCGCGUGGAAGGUCUCGAUCCCGUGGACACUCGUCUAGAUGGCCCCGUGGCCGACAUCGUCUUUUACAUCGACGUCGACGAUGAGGAAUUUGACUCGGGAUACGUCUCCCAUCUGUACCCGGACGUCGACGAAUGGUCCGAACGAGAUCGCAUGAUCCUCCGUGAGGUAAUACGCGAUAUGUUCAGCAGGCGUUUAGUACACAUCAGGGAGGCGCUUCACGAGGGUCGAUGCACUGGUGGGGAUAUCGUGGACGGCAACAAUGGAGGUGUGCACUCCUCCGAAAACAGCUCAUGGAUAAAGCGCGCGAUACCCUGGCUGUGCGUUUUGGUAAACGAGGCUAACUUGCUCGAGGAAGAUAGGAUCAACGCCGCUUACAUUCUGCGAGAGUGUGUCAAGGGGAGAAUGACAGAGACGGAGAAGCAACUGAGCGUGGAGGCGUACCCAGAUAUCAUACGAAGCUUCGUGAGUGAAAGCGGACGACCUUCUUCUUCCCGGGACCGGACAACCUCCUUCCCCAUGGACGGCAAAACGACCUGCUUGAUCAAUCUGGAGGUGGAAUUCCAAGUGCUGGGCACGGCUCGUAGGAUGCUUCCACAAGUCAGUGAUUUGUUCCCGUCGACGAUGACUGAACGAAACGCCUCCGUCUUACAGAAUGCCAUGGUGCUCAUUCUCUGGGAUCUCCUAGUGGAGCAACUGCCGCCCGUCACCGACGCGAACACCCAGCGGUUACACUCUGAGUGGUUCGGCUGGGAGACUCCGAUGUUAGCGCAUGGUAUCUGCUCGGGCCUGAACCGAGUCAUCGAAGAUUUCCUGAAGAAUCACGACCGGCUCGAAGAGGAACACCUGAUAAUUGCCGCCGAGGCUGCGGAAAAUGCAAAGUGCGUGGCUCGCAUGCUGAAGGAGCUGGUGACGGCCAUCCCCGAGGACGCCGCGUUCUUGACGCACGAUGAUCUAUGGGUUGACGGGAUGUGUAUCGACAUGAAAGAGCUGAGGAAUAACCUAUUAGAGCUUGAAAUAUCAUCACCCCGCGCCCGGCGGUAA
Micromonas commoda is the source of this 2007-nucleotide messenger RNA. RefSeq lists its product with no specific name. The transcript has a single exon. Gene Ontology annotation, biological process: protein ubiquitination. Lineage: Eukaryota; Viridiplantae; Chlorophyta; Mamiellophyceae; Mamiellales; Mamiellaceae. The record is from RefSeq and is a predicted model, not a curated record. The coding region runs from base 1 to 2007 and encodes 668 amino acids. Gene Ontology annotation, molecular function: ubiquitin protein ligase activity.